Molecule: messenger RNA, 2379 nt
Organism: Pungitius pungitius (ninespine stickleback)
Lineage: Eukaryota; Metazoa; Chordata; Actinopteri; Perciformes; Gasterosteidae
Gene: cacng6b
Product: calcium channel, voltage-dependent, gamma subunit 6b
Exons: 5
Coding region: 496-1293 (265 amino acids)
Biological process (GO): regulation of calcium ion transmembrane transport via high voltage-gated calcium channel
Cellular component (GO): L-type voltage-gated calcium channel complex; membrane
Molecular function (GO): calcium channel regulator activity
Source: RefSeq, a predicted model, not a curated record
UUCGCUAGUUGUCGCUUUCUCAGUCACACGAGUGCCUGUCUUUGGUGAAACCAUACGGAGGGAUCCAUGUUUUCCUCCCGCCAAAUGCCCCUUUGUUUAAUAGCUUGUCAUCUGCUGCAGAACUUAAGUCCGUCCUUUUUUAGUUUGGGUUGCAUCACCAACCUUUAAGACUUGCAUCAACACACGGCUGAGGACAACGUUAAAGUCCAAAGGGACUGGACAGAAAACAGACACUGGCGCUCCUGUUCAUAAUUUCCUUACUUCAUCCACCCCGUCCCCACCUUGCACCUCUGUCCAUGUCUCCUUCUGUCUGAUAUCACUGUUCAGCCUACUUAUUAUCACGUCAUCCUUUGCUCCCCUGACUGCUCCUGCUCAAAUUUUUACCUUCCACCACAGUGGAAGUUGUUGCCGUCCUUUAACAUGCCCCUCUCCCCAUUAUCUUCCUACUAAACCACUCUGUACAUUGAAGUGCUCGAGCCCGACCUUGAGAUCAGAAUGUGGUCAAACUACUUUGUACAGCCGGACGACGAUGGUCGCAUCGGGGUGGCAGGGGCUGGACAAGGUGGGGGUUUGGGUGGGAUGAAAGGUGGAAGGGCGCAGAGGAGGACCCAAAAGAUAAGUGACAGCCUGGAGGGAAAGAUCAAGCUGGCCUUCUUCGUGUCCAUCGUUGGAGUGACCCUGACGGUGUUGGGCGUGGGGACGGAGUUUUGGGUGGAGCUGGCCCAGAAAAAGAACUUCAGCGGCAACGAGACCUGCCAGAUGGCCCAUUACGGCCUGUGGAAGGGCUGCAUCCACACCCUGUGGGUGGCCGACAUCGACCCCGAGAGGACGAGCUGUGGCCCCGCCGAACUACCCGGAGAAACCAACUGCACCUACUUCAAGUUCUUCACCUCUGGGGAGAAUGCGGUCAUAUUCAAGAAGACAACUAACAGGAAGCUGAAUCUAGCCGCAGCUGUCUUGGCCCUGUUGAGUUUGACCAUGAUGGUGAUGGGCUCCAUCUGUAUCGCCAUGUCCCUCAACAAAGGAGUACCCUUCUUCCUCAAGCCGGCCUCCUUCUGUUUCAUCCUAUCAGGUGUCCUGGUCCUUCUCUCAAUCCUGAUAUUCCACCAGUCUGUGGAGUCCCUGCUGUCCAGUGACGACUCCAUACCUCUCCACCACGAGCUGUCAUGGUCCGUGGCCUGUGUGGGCUCAGCGGGAGCCAUCCUCAUCUUCGCAGGUUUCCUCUUCGUAAUCCUCUCCCUGCCUUUCAGCCCCUGGCAAAAAUGUUGGCCUCACAAGAACAACACCACCUAGCGGUUCUAGACACAGGGUUCUUGAUGUCUUAUCUGAGAGCAGGUGGAAACGUUUCUGGAGGCUGUGACUUUACUCUUACUCUCAGUAUUUAAUUUGACAGAGAAGUCAUACACAAGUCUUAAUAUAAGGUACGAGGAGAAGUCAGCAACACAUAAGUGAGAAAAUGUACUAAACUUGUUUUAGUGUUGUUGUUUUUUUAGAAAAUAGAUGGAGGGAGCAACAGAGCUACUGGUGACUGUUAAAUUGAGUUGUGUUUAAGUGUCACAAAUAGGCUGGUUGGUCUGCACCUGUACAUCCUUCUGCUAGCAUUGGGACAACAAAUAAAAAUGUAUAAAUGCUCAAACACCUGUCCACUUCUAAACAUCUAUUUCACAUGGAAAGGAUUUGAAAACCUGAACAGUCAGCAGGUCCUCCACAACAAAAUUAGACACAGUUAUGGACAGUUCAGUGGUGUCUCCUUUGGACUCUUCAUCCCGUAGUUAAGGCCGACAUUGUCAUGUGUUGCAUUCUUAACUUGUCACAGUUUUUUUUUAGGCAUCAAAUGGGCGUCCAUAAUGUAACGCCAUCAGAACGUAUAACCAUCAGCAUCGCACCAUACACGCCAAUCAUCCUCGGAUUUCAGAGGUCUCCUCUCACAUGUAUAUAAACAGCAAUGAGUAUCCUCAAUACUAGAAAACAGUGCGACUUUUUAACCAUUCAAGAGGCUAUAUGUCAUUAUUUAUUACUUACAUGCGUUUUGCAACUAUUGGGUGACCGCUGUUUCAGUAUGAAUGAAUGUUGAACCAAAUCAAGUGAGAACUGAUUAAAAUAACAUUUUAUACAUCAGAAAAUUGUAUGUCCUCACUUUAUAAGCUCAACUUUGUACAUAAACUGGAUGACUGUGUUUAUAUUGUGUGAGUGGUCAUUUUAGCUGUGUCCAAUGAUGUAUGUAGUAAAAACAGUAAAUACACUAGCUUUGUCAGGUUGCUCACCUUGUCUCUCUAUCAGGAAAAUGCAAUUUCACAACAAAUAUGCACAUUUCUCCUCACAUAAAUGUAUAGUAUGUGGCACCAGUUUUGCUCAUCAUUAAAGGGAUUUUAAAUGAAA